AAAUCGGCUACAAUUCGAAUUUCACUUAGGUACUCACAUCUUCACUUUACAUUCGACGAUAAACAUACCGCCCACAUCCACCUUUCAAUCGUUUUUCGAAAGUCUUUCGCAUUAAACCAGGCAUACGGCGAUGAAGAAAAGUAGGCGAUUUCACCUUUCGCCAUGGUCUUCACCGACUUGAGACACCAGCUGAAGGCCCUCGUUGCCGGACGCUGGUGGCACAGAUACACUCUCCUUCCCGGAAAUGUCACUCACGAUUUUGCCAAGAAGCGCACUAUUAGUUUGAUUGAUACCCGCACUCGCAUCUACAGGCUCGUUAUCAUGGCCAUAGCUUGUGUCGCGUUGAUCGCAUUCUCCGUCAUGUUCAUGUAUGUCAAGGGUGACCUCUCAGCACAAAAAUGCAAUGGUUCCACUCUUGACCGUCACUGCAGACUCCUUCUUUCUCGGCUGUGGGGUCAAUACACGUCUUCAUUCCCUGUUCCCUCUGAAAUCUCACCAGACACCCCCAAGAGUUGCGAGGUCACUUUUGUGCAACUGCUCUCGCGACACGGUGCUCGUUACCCCACGGAGCACAAAUCCUCGGCCUAUGGUACUCUCAUUGACCAUAUCCAUAAUAGCGUAACAGAUUAUGGAAAAGGCUUUGAGUUUAUCAAGGACUACAAAUACACCCUUGGUGCAGACCAGUUGACAAGCAGCGGCGAACAGCAGAUGGUGAUGUCCGGUGAGGUCUUCUAUGAGCGAUACAAGCAUUUAACCAGAAUCCACACACCUUUUGUGCGUUCCUCUGGCCAGGAACGCGUAGUUGAUUCGGCAAAGAGAUGGACAGAGGGCUUUCACGAGGCACGAUUGGAUGACGAGACCUCACACGCCCCGGAUACAUAUCCGUACAAGAUCCUGAUCAUCCCUGAGACAAAAGGAUUCAACAACUCACUUAGUCCUGAUCUCUGCCCUGCAUUUGAGGAUAGUAAAAGCGAUAGUGAUAACGAGAAGGAAAUGUGGAUGGAGAAAGUCGUGUCGCCCUUAACUGAUAGAUUGAACCAAAAUCUUCCAGGUGCUAAUCUCACCAACGAAGAGACUAUCGAUAUGAUGGACCUAUGCCCUUUCGAGACCGUGGCUGAUAAGAAAACCAGACUCUCGAGGUUUUGUCAGUUAUUCACGAUGGAUGAUUGGCGCAACUACGACUACUAUCAGUCGCUGGGCAAGUGGUACGGAUAUGGCAACGGAAGUCCUCUCGGACCAACCCAAGGGGUUGGCUUUGUCAAUGAACUGCUCUCAAGGCUUACCGGCAAACCCGUUGAUGACCAUACAACCACCAAUUCGACUCUCGACGGAUUUGAGGAUACGUUCCCACAUGGCCGUGCCCUGUACGCCGACUUUAGCCAUGACAAUGAUAUGAUGGACAUUUAUGGUGCACUUGGUCUCUACAACCUCACGGCCCCACUUCCGGGCAAUCGCAGAGUCGGUCCACAGAAGGCUAAAGGAUUCUCUGCUAGCUGGGCCGUUCCAUUCGCAGCCAGACUAUACGUGGAAAAGAUGACAUGCGAAGGCGACGACGAGGAGUUGGUGAGAAUUCUGGUCAACGAUCGAGUAAUACCAUUGCAGAAUUGCGGUGCUGAUGUGUUCGGACGCUGCAAACUUAGCAAAUUCGUUGAAAGCCAGAGCUUUGCGAGAAGUGGUGGACAUUGGGAUCAGUGCUUCGUCUGAAUGCCUUUCAGCAUUCGGCCAAUAUUCCCCGUGAGAAGAUCGCCUGAAGUUCCACAUCGUGGCCAAGCCUUACUUGCUUGGUUUGAUGUGCAUCCCAUAGUCAUGAAUCGUGAUUCUUACUGGAUAUGGGGUCCUGCAAAGAACCUGGACUGCGUAUAGCAUGCUCCUUCAAGAGAAUGUACACGAACGUCCGACUUCGCUGGCCCCUUAUCCAGUCAUGACAACGCAGGAUACUAAUAAUAACUUUGAUCAACGACCAUGUCGUUCAUUUUCACAUGGCCCGAAUAAUGAUUUCAAAAAGAGUAAGAAUUACUAUCGUUAGGCAGAAUUUCUGCAACCGUCGUAAGAGAACUGAGACACCAAGGCUGAGAAGCGGUGCAGUAAUGUGAUUGCGAUUAUUGAUAGGCUUGAGUAGGGCCUUAAAGGUAAGACAGUUCUAACAGUCUUUGAGGCUUGAAUGUACAUAUAGGUACCAUCUAUGGUCAGUGAGCACAGGCCACAUCCCGUUAGACUUAACCUGGACUUAACGUCAUUUUUAAGUGGAACUCUUGUGAUACCCCAAGUGCCCUAAUAGCCUAAAAGCCCCACAAGAUCCACUGAUUAAAGCAAGGGCCUACACCUAAAUUAGGUAACUCCAUACCUUAGCGUGGCCCCAUCGAAAACGACGCAAAGGUUGCAGCAGCCGAUAACAGUAACAGGCAUCGUUUCCAGGGAAG
This is a messenger RNA of Annulohypoxylon truncatum, 2420 nucleotides long. Its product is annotated as phosphoglycerate mutase-like protein. The transcript is spliced from 2 exons. NCBI's taxonomy places the organism in Eukaryota, Fungi, Ascomycota, Sordariomycetes, Xylariales, Hypoxylaceae. Bases 163 to 1704 code for a protein of 513 amino acids. Gene Ontology annotation, molecular function: acid phosphatase activity. The record is from RefSeq and is a predicted model, not a curated record.